Hyaloperonospora brassicae is the source of this 1350-nucleotide messenger RNA. NCBI's taxonomy places the organism in Eukaryota, Oomycota, Peronosporomycetes, Peronosporales, Peronosporaceae. The record is from the annotation of a GenBank genome assembly.
AUGGGUCUUUUUUCGGAUCUGAAGAACCAGUUCAAGCGCGAGGUAGAGACGAACGAGGAGCUCAAGAAAUCGCUCGAGGAGCUACAAAAGACUAGAGAGCAAUUUGAGCACGUGAAGAAGGCCGCCACGGAAAAGGUGAGUGUGAUGGGCUCUAUGACCGAAGAAGCGGCUCGGAGCUUCCAGAAACAGGCCACAGAGGCUUCCCAGAAGAUCAAAGAGUCUCACUAUGGGUCAGCCAAGACCGUCCGUACAGAGGACGGAGGCGAACAGGAAAAAUCGACCAGCGAGACGUCGGCGGGUGGCGGCGCGGAGGAAGAGACGAAGAAAGCCGAAAGCGAUCGCGAGACGAACGAGUCGAUGGAAAACGCGCGCGCCUUUGUGUCAAACUUUUUCGCGGGUAUUGCUGCGCAAACGAACAGAGUCGUACGUUCUGGCAGUGUCUCGAAACUGCGCGACGGGUGGAAAGAGGCUGCGCAAGAGCUGUUUGGCAAGAAAGAAAAGCAGACAGUUGACGAGGCGCUGGCAUCAGUCCGCACGCCGUCCAUGAAGAAGUCAAAGACAGCAGAGCAUGAUGGCGAUGGACCUGCGGCCUACACGGGCACUAGUGCGUUGGUGGCCGUGAAGGGGACGGACAGCGCAUGGCAGCGUGUGAGUGCUCGCUUCCGCGAAGCCCCAAUCAUUAAGGGCAUUCUGGACGCUGCGAAGCAGGCAGCAAAGACCGAUGCAGGUAAAAAGGUGCAGCAGACGACAAAGAAGGUGAAGGACAAGAUCAGCGAUGCUCAGGAAGAGGUGCUGGAGGUUUGGGAGACGAGUCAAAACCCGUGGGUCUACAGGCUGUCGUCGAUCUAUGACGGCCUCUUCGGCGAAACUCCUAUGGGUGUAGCCAUCAAGGAAAUCCGUCGGGCCGAGCCGGACUUUAUCUUGGAGGAGUGGAAGGAGAACAUUGAGAAAGUGGUCCUGCCAGGAGUGCUCGAGGCGUUCCUGCGUGGCAACAGCCGUGACUUGAAGAAAUGGUUUGGCGAAGCAGCGUACUCGCGUGUGAACAUCGCCAUCCGCGAGCGCAAGUCGGAGGGUUUGGUGAUGGACCCGCACGUGCUCAGCAUCGACAACGUCGAGGUCAUUGAGGCUACGGCCGAAGACAAGCAAGCUCCGAUCGUCCUGAUGCGGUUCCAGGCGCAGCAGAUCAACUGCAUUCGCAACCGCGAGGGCGAAGUUGUCGAGGGGUCGGAGGACGAGGUGCUGGCCUACUACUACAUCUUUGCCUUCCAGCGGGAGUACGACGAGGAGCUCGAAGCCCUUCGCUGGAGAAUUGUGGAUCUCCACAUGCAGCGCGGCGGUCGCUAUUAUUAG